AUGGCUUCUUCUGGUGGCAGUUUGAACCCUUCCACUACCACUUCUCAGUACCCAUCUUUCUGUUUCUCUACAUCUUUCACUGACCUAAUGAGCAGCAGUCAUGAAGAUUCCAAUUGGGCUUCUCUGGGUGGUGGCAACAAUGGAAUUGAAAGCCCUAAACAGCCCCCAACACCCUUUUCUCCAUCGUCGUUUCUUUCUACACCAACUGCUGCUGGUUUCAGCUCAAAUCAGUUCUUGGAUUCUCCUUUCUUUCCUUUCAAUUCUAAUAUUGUUCCAUCUCCAACAACUGGAAACUUUCCUGAAGAGACCAAGUACUCUGAUUUCUCGUUUCUACCACAAACAAGGCCUCUUUCUUCCAAGAUGGAAGAACAAGUGAAAAGUCAACCACAAGACUGGAGCACAUCAGAAAUCCAGAAAACCAAAUCAGAAUCAACACACCAAUAUCUCUCUGAUCAAACAAGGUUAGAAGAUGGUUACAAUUGGAGAAAAUAUGGUCAAAAGCAAGUCAAAGGCAGCGAAAAUCCCAGAAGUUAUUACAAAUGUACCUACCCCAAUUGUCCCACGAAGAAGAAAGUCGAAAGGAACUUGGAGGGACAUAUCACGGAGAUCGUGUACAAAGGAAACCACAGUCAUUCCAAGCCUCAAAAUGCCAAGAAAUCGUCUUCGAACUCUUACAACGAUGUCCCAAUCGACAACAAUCAUUUCGAUUCUUCGGCUUCGUUCGGGGAGGACGACUUUGAGCAGGCCUCCUCGUUGAGUAAAUCCGGAGACGACCAUGAAAACGAGCCCGAAGCUAAGAGAUGGAAGGGUGAAACUGAGAACGAAGCUAUUUCAGGGCCUGGGGCUGGGAGCCGCACGGUUCGGGAACCGAGGAUCGUGGUUCAAACGACGAGUGAUAUAGAUAUUCUUGAUGAUGGUUAUAGAUGGAGGAAAUAUGGACAGAAAGUAGUUAAAGGCAAUCCAAACCCAAGGAGUUACUACAAGUGCACAUUCAACGGGUGUCCAGUGCGAAAACAUGUUGAACGUGCAUCACACGACUUACGAGCUGUGAUCACAACCUACGAAGGGAAACACAACCAUGACGUACCUGCUCCACGUGGUAGCGGGAGUUACGCCAUUAAUCGACCGCCGACGACCAACAACAAUAACAAUGCUAACAACAACUACGCUCUCAUGGCUAUAAGGCCUUCAGCAAACUACUCAACCAACAUUCAAAACACAACAGGACGGUUGGGCGGUCAACCCCCAUACACUCUACAAAUGUUACAGAAUCCCGGAAAUUACGGGCACCCGGAUAACUCGUAUACGAAUCAAAACCGGGGAACAGAGAGAUCGGUAUCGAGGGCGAAGGAAGAACCCGAAGAUGACUUGUUCUUCAACUCUUUCCUAGGUUAAAUUAAAGCAUGAGAAGAUGAAGGGAAAGUGAUGAAGAGUGACUUAGUUUUAGUUCUUGCAUAGGAAAUUGUAUUUCUUGUAUCAUAGAUGAAUAAAAUAUAACAUAUUUUUUUCA
Molecule: messenger RNA, 1510 nt
Organism: Cynara cardunculus var. scolymus (artichoke)
Lineage: Eukaryota; Viridiplantae; Streptophyta; Magnoliopsida; Asterales; Asteraceae
Product: probable WRKY transcription factor 26
Exons: 5
Coding region: 1-1395 (464 amino acids)
Biological process (GO): regulation of DNA-templated transcription
Molecular function (GO): sequence-specific DNA binding; DNA-binding transcription factor activity
Source: RefSeq, a predicted model, not a curated record